Messenger RNA from Orbicella faveolata, 664 nucleotides. Its product is annotated as sec1 family domain-containing protein 1-like. NCBI's taxonomy places the organism in Eukaryota, Metazoa, Cnidaria, Anthozoa, Scleractinia, Merulinidae. The record is from RefSeq and is a predicted model, not a curated record. Gene Ontology annotation, biological process: vesicle-mediated transport.
AUGAUCAAAUGCCCUUGGUCUACUAUUAAUUUGCACCUGAACAGAGUUGUUGUCAAGGAGUCAACACCAAACAACCCUGAACCUGCUGAUCCUCACCACAGACAUCCCAAACAAGCUAAAGUCAAAUCGUAUGACCUCAGUGUUAUGGAUAAGUUUUGGGGAUUGCACAAAGGAAGUCCUUUUCCAACAGUGGCAGAAUCAAUACAGAAAGAACUGGAUGAAUAUAGAGCUUCUGAAGAAGAAGUCAAGAGACUAAAAAAUGUCAUGGGAAUAGAUGAGAGUAACGAAGAAGCCAUGGGUGAACUGAUGGCUGAUAGUACAGCUAAACUAACAUCAGCUGUCAGUUCACUUCCUGAGUUGCUUGAAAAGAAGAGGCUGAUCGAUAUGCACACCACAAUUGCCACAGCACUUUUGGAUCACAUUAAGUCAGGAAAGCUCGAUGUAUACUUUGAGACUGAAGAGAAGAUCAUGAGCAAAGCCACAUUGGUAAGCAAUUACUUCUGACCAAUGGCAACAGUGAAUGAAUGAAACACUUAAAAAAGGAGCUUGAGUAGCCUUCGAAUACUCUCAUGUAAAUAGUCUCUGUAAAAGAGCGGCGUGUUGGCAAACCCUCAUAAAACUACGCAAAGACUGUCUGAUUCUUAUUAUCCAAUCAGAGCGAAUG